CUGCCGGCAGCCCUCAUCCAGGUGUUGCAGCAUACCGGAGGAGGCCGUGCCCACUCCCGUGCCACUUUGCUCCGUGGCUACCUCCACACCAAGGGACGGUGCCACUUGGCGCUUCAGGGGGCCCAGGACCGCUCGUACGGAACCCGCGAGGAGUACCGGGUAACCGCGGCGCUGCUCUCCGCGCUCGAUCGGGAGAU
This is a messenger RNA of Penicillium egyptiacum, 197 nucleotides long. Lineage: Eukaryota; Fungi; Ascomycota; Eurotiomycetes; Eurotiales; Aspergillaceae. The record is from the annotation of a GenBank genome assembly.